AUAUAAAAAGGGUACUUUUUCGUACAUCGUUGUCAGUUCUCAUCAUUCCAUCCAGCCGCGUGCGGGUCAACUAUGGAUAAACAAUGGACUAUGGACGAUGCCGAGGCUGAUCAGGCAAUAAGAGAUGUCUCAGAAGAGGUGUUAGUUCGACUCAGCAGAGAGUUUCCUAGCUCUACAACACAAUCUAGUGGACGGAAGAGACGUUUCUCUACUAGUGACGAUUCCGUAAAGAAUGGAAAGAAACGAGCAAGAAGGGUGCAGAGAAUUGUUUCCUCCUCCUCUGAUGACGAUGAUUGCAUGGAUGACUCGUAUGCAGAUGAGGUUAUUAAAAAUGUUUCGUCUGACAUCCUAAAUGAAGAGACUUUGUUUUCUCCUAGCGUGAACUUCUACGGCUAAACAGAGGGAAGUAGAAGAAAGUACCCAGCUGCACAGGAGUGCAUUGGAUGGAGCGUUCAGGAGUCGCACCCUCUACAGUAGUAAGAAAAACGAUUUAUUACUUUUCUUAAAUGACUUAAAAGACAACCUAUCACACAUUCUUCAAGCUGACAUUGAUGCAUCGGGUACGAAGUGGUAUAUUUGUGUCAAAGCUCUUUUUUCAAGAAC
Molecule: messenger RNA, 603 nt
Organism: Parasteatoda tepidariorum (common house spider)
Lineage: Eukaryota; Metazoa; Arthropoda; Arachnida; Araneae; Theridiidae
Source: RefSeq, a predicted model, not a curated record